Ceraceosorus guamensis is the source of this 838-nucleotide messenger RNA. RefSeq lists its product as hypothetical. Bases 193 to 717 code for a protein of 174 amino acids. Lineage: Eukaryota; Fungi; Basidiomycota; Exobasidiomycetes; Ceraceosorales; Ceraceosoraceae. The transcript has a single exon. The record is from RefSeq and is a predicted model, not a curated record.
AGCGCCAAUCUGCACCAUCAUACCAGCGUUUCUUCUGCACAUUCUCCAACAAGGCCGACAUCAAGUCUCUGAAUCAUUCAAAGUCAAGUCUCAUCGCAUCCCAAUCAACACACCAGGCGUCUUUGACCAACCACAUCCUCGUUAUCCUUGCUGCGUGCCUUGCUUGCUUGUCUGCCCCUCAUCUCGGCGCGAAUGCCGACCUCCUCGCACGCGCGCGGAGCCCACUCUGGAAAGGUGCAGCUCGCGCGCAAGAAGUGGUCCCUCACACCCAUGCAACACCUUAGAGCGCUCAUCGAGAUUGUAUUACUAUCAUCCCGCCCCCUAUCCCCUGUCGCGAUCCGAUGGUCUUGGCUGCAGAUGCGCCAUUGGUUCAUCUCGCUUUCCUCGAUCUUCACCUCCACUCUCAUCCAUGUGGGCUCGUUCUCAGACUUGAUCGCAAUCCCGAAGCCUUCUCUUCUCUUUCUAGAGCGCAGAGGCGGGAUGGAUGGAUCAUCUCCUCUUUCCACAACCUCACUUUACUGCAAACAUGCCUCCCAUUCCACUUACUCCAUCGUCGCGGGCCUCCUUCCACCCACAAUACAAAGCAAUGCAAGCGCUUCCGUCCAGUUCUUGACUUUUUUGGUGCGAGAAGCGAUUGGCGAGCGAGAUGGUGGGCGUUUUGAUUUUGCGCAAAGUUUUGAUUGGCGAUUUGCGAUUUGCGAUUGCGAUUGCGAUUGAGCGCAGCAUCGCUGCUGGUGUGCUUGUGGUGAGUAUUCACGAUUGUUGUGGGGGGAUUGCGUUGGCCGGGUAUUGGACUCGAGACUGAGAAGCAUUCGUGAUUGCCGCACAAGUCACAGUG